CCCGGAAACGGAAACAUUGAAGUUGGAGGCCGGGGGAGUUGUCGGUGUAUUUUGAACUGCGGUGAGGGAAGGGAGCGCUCGAGGACGAGGCGCGCGGCAAACUGGUUGUAAAGAUGUCUUCCGAGGCCAACUAUGCUUUGCUUCAUACUGGGCAAAAGCUGCCUCUUGUUGGAUUGGGUACUUGGAAAAGUGACGCUGGACAGGUGAAGGAGGCAGUAAAAUAUGCCCUUAGUGCUGGAUAUCACCACAUUGACUGUGCUACUGCUUACAGCAAUGAAGCAGAGAUAGGUGAUGCUCUCCAAGAGAUGGUUGGAAAUGACAAGGCCAUUAAGAGGGAAGAGCUGUUUGUGACUUCCAAGUUAUGGAACACCAAGCACCACCCAGAAGAUGUGGAGCCAGCUCUAAAGAAGACCCUGGAAGAUCUAAAACUGGAGUACCUGGAUCUUUACCUCAUGCACUGGCCACAUGCCUUCGAACGGGGGGACAACCUCUUCCCCAAGAAUCCUGAUGGCACAAUGCGUUAUGACUACAUUGACUACAAAGAAACUUGGAAGGCGAUGGAGAAGCUAGUGGAAAAGGGUCUGGUGAAAGCCAUUGGGUUAUCAAACUUCAAUAGCCGUCAAAUUGAUGAUAUCCUUGGCAUAGCUUCUGUAAAGCCAGCUGUGCUACAGGUGGAAUGUCACCCUUACCUUGCCCAGAAUGAACUGAUAGCUCACUGCCAUCAGAAAGGGCUGGUGGUAACUGCUUAUAGCCCUCUUGGUUCCCCUGACCGGAUGUGGAAGCACCCAGAUGAACCUGUGUUGCUGGAAGAACCUGGGAUAAAAAAGCUAGCUGAAAAAUACAGCAAAUCUCCUGCGCAGAUUCUUCUCAGAUGGCAAGUACAGCGCAAAGUGGUAGUCAUUCCCAAGAGCGUUACUCCUGCUCGCAUACUCCAGAAUCUCCAGGUGUUUGACUUCAACCUGACAGCGGAAGAGAUGAGCUUUAUUGGGAGCCUGAAUAAGAACUGGCGAUAUAUUGUUCCAAUGGUUACGGUCGAGGGCAAACUUGUUGCAAGGGAUGCUGGACACCCCCUCUAUCCUUUCAAUGAUCCCUAUUAACUCCAGUAGUUUAGAAGACAGAAGAUAGAAUUUCCACUCAAGACUGCCAUGGGUUAUUAGACUUAAAAAACAUUUCUGGUGUUAUUAUGAUUAUUUUUGUGUGUGGCCUUUAUUUGUUUCUACAUGUUUAUAAAGAAAUGAAUGACAGGAAUAGAGAUAAAUUGCAAGAGACAUGUGUAAGCAUUAAAAAUAAAUGCACAAGUUUGUAAGUCC
Lacerta agilis (Sand lizard) is the source of this 1310-nucleotide messenger RNA. It is a transcript of the gene AKR1A1, whose product is annotated as aldo-keto reductase family 1 member A1. Gene Ontology annotation, biological process: aldehyde catabolic process. Lineage: Eukaryota; Metazoa; Chordata; Lepidosauria; Squamata; Lacertidae. Gene Ontology annotation, molecular function: aldose reductase (NADPH) activity. Bases 114 to 1097 code for a protein of 327 amino acids. The transcript has 9 exons. The record is from RefSeq and is a predicted model, not a curated record. Gene Ontology annotation, cellular component: cytosol.